Molecule: messenger RNA, 1377 nt
Organism: Oppia nitens
Lineage: Eukaryota; Metazoa; Arthropoda; Arachnida; Sarcoptiformes; Oppiidae
Product: ion channel TACAN-like
Exons: 5
Coding region: 349-1377 (342 amino acids)
Cellular component (GO): membrane
Source: RefSeq, a predicted model, not a curated record
AUAUUAAAAAAUAGUAGGCAUUGAAUAUUAAUACACUGAUUGUUUGAUAUGACAUUCAAUAAUAAUAAUCACUAUUUAUUAUAUAAUACACUAUUAAUAAUACAGACUGACUGUACUGUACUGUAGUAUUGGGUAUUAAUAUCAUAUAAGGCUUACAGUUGUGUUGUAUUUCUCAUAAUUGAUUGACAUUUGAGAGAAACGAUAGAUUCAAUUGAUUUGAUUGUCUUACGUGUCGUUAAAGGAGAAAAAGAGAGAGAGACUGGUGUUAGUGGUGAUCACCAUUGAUCCGACCAAAUAUCAUACUCAGACAUACAUAUCUGGACACGAAAUACUUGAUGUCAAACAGAAAUGUCCGAUAAUUCGGCUACCAUUGAGACCGUUCGGGACGAAUGGAAAGUACUGACCGACGAGUAUCACACUCUAGAGGAAAGUCACAAAUCGUAUGUGAAUUCAAUCACAGAGUUUACCAAAUUGCAGAACAAAUGUCUCAAAGAUAUCAAUCACCAGAAGUACCGGUUAAGUCAAUUGAGACAAUCGAUUAAAAAAUGCACGACGACUACUGACGAAGAGAGUCAACUACGGGACGAUAUAGUGCGCCAAAUGGACAGUCGUGCGGCACACGUGCGCGAUAUUAGACAGUCGUUACCGCAACCUAAUGGUCUCUAUUUGAAUAUUGUAUUGGGAAAUAUCAAUUCAACAUUACUAGACAGUGAACAACGAUUCAAAUACAAGGAACAGUACGAAAUGUUCAAAUUGGUGGUUACGUGUGUCAUAUUAGUGGUCAGUGCAAUGGAUCUGAUUUUUCAAUCGCGAGUAUGCGAUGCGAUUCUCCAUUUCCUUCUUGUUUGGUACCACUGCACGCUUACCAUCCGUGAGAGCAUAUUAGUGGUCAACGGUUCACGAAUUAAGGGCUGGUGGCGGACAUUGCAYUUUCUGACCACUAUUUUGGCCGGUGUUAUGGUUGUCUGGCCCGACGGCUUAAUUUACAACAAAUUUCGUGUCCAAUUUGUCUGUUAUAUAUGUUACUCAAGUUUUCUGCAAUUUUUACAAUAUUACUACCAAUACGGUUGUCUAUACCGGUUGCGAGCACUGGGCGAACGGUACGACAUGGACAUCACGAUCCAAGGUUUUCACUCGUGGAUGUGGCGCGGACUGGGAUUUUUAUUGCCAUUUCUCUAUUUUGGUUAUCUGUUCCAGUUCUACAAUGCCUAUACUCUCUACAAUAUGUACAAAUACGAUCCCAUUUGUGUUGAAUGGCAGGUGCCAGUGGUUGCCGUCCUAUAUUUUGUCAUAUUUUUAGGUAAUACUAUGACCACAUUUUUGGUGAUCCAUCAGAAACUGACCGGAAAAUCCAAAGUGAAACCAAAGCUGACAUAA